Molecule: messenger RNA, 816 nt
Organism: Chilo suppressalis (striped riceborer)
Lineage: Eukaryota; Metazoa; Arthropoda; Insecta; Lepidoptera; Crambidae
Source: the annotation of a GenBank genome assembly
AUGUUGAAACAAUUUUUUGCAUUUAUCCUUUGGGCCCAUUGCCUUUUUACGCUAUCUCAUGCAGUCAGUAUUUGCGGAAAAAACAAAAGAUUAGUGUGGUGCCCUGAGAAUCUAUGCAUUCCAUUGACUUGCGCACAAGCUGGGUUUCCUGUUCCCUGUCCCAUAGUAGGGCCGGGUGGACCAUGCUUUAAGUUUCCUGAAUGCAUUUGUAUCGAAGGGUACUUGAAAAACAGCAACGGAGUAUGCGUGCCAAAGGAUGAAUGCACGACCUGCGGAGGUGACAACAACGCGAUUCCCGGCUGUGGAUUUCUUUGUGGUAGACAUUGCGACAACAAUGUGACUGUCAAUGCACCAUGUGCUUGUAACAGCAACGGUUGUGUGUGUAGGGCAGGCUAUGUUUAUGACGAUAAACAACAGAAGUGUGUGCUACCAAGUCAAUGCACUGUACCUAGAGAUAACGAGGGAUGGUCUCCUUGUGUUGAUUACGGUUGCGAGGUACAAAACUGCGCUGAGCUGUUACUGGGUAAAAACUGCACAGAACCUGUCAACUGUGUCGGUGGUUAUGUAUGUACGGAGGGUUAUGUGCGGGGACGAAACGGUACCUGUAUCCUCAGAAGUUUGUGUGUCAGAGAUUUUUGCCCAAAGCCAAACGAAUUCUACAAUCCUUGUCCAACUCCUGGCACGGACGAUCUCAGGAAUACCACCACGGUGUGGCCAGUGAAUCGGCAAUGUAUUCCGGCUUGCAUCUGUAGACCCAACUAUUAUAGGAAUAGCGAAGGCAUCUGUGUCCUUCGUCCCCCAUCUGAACAAGUAUAA